AUGGCUUCAAGAUAUUUGGUAAGGCCCCUGUGUGCCUUCAAAUACAUUACCUCUUCCUUGCCCCGAGUCGUUCGGCCUUAUUCUCAACCUGUGACCAAGAAGUAUGAGAACAUACUGGUCGAACUACCCAAGCCGGGCGUGGGUCUGAUCACCCUUAAUCGUCCAAGAGCCCUCAAUGCCCUGUCGACGGCGUUAUUCGUCGAAUUGAACGAUGCACUACAGAACUUCGACAAUGACGACAGCACCAAUGCCAUUGUACUUACAGGCAGCGAGAAAGCUUUUGCUGCUGGUGCCGACAUCAAAGAAAUGAAGGAUCUCUCGUUCAGCAAAGCCUACAACACAAAUUUCAUUGCCUCCUGGUCCUCUACGAUUCCCAAUAUCCGCAAACCAAUCAUUGCUGCGGUCAAUGGUCACGCUCUCGGGGGCGGUUGUGAGCUUGCGUUGAUGGCCGACAUACUUUACUGCUCCUCCUCAGCGACGUUCGGCCAGCCGGAGAUCAAGCUGGGGAUCAUCCCUGGCGCUGGCGGUAGUCAGAGGCUUACAGCAUUGAUUGGGAAGAGUCGCGCUAUGGAAUUGAUCCUCACGGGAAAGAACUUUAGUGGUAUAGAAGCAGGGCAGUGGGGUGUCGCGGCCCGGGUGUUUGACAGCGCGGAGGACUGCGUGCAAGGAGCGCUGGAGACAGCAGGCAAAAUAGCGGGAAUGUCUAAAAUAUCGGUACGGGCGGCGAAGGAGGUGGUCAACAAAAGUCAAGACACGAGCUUGAGAGAGGGUCUCGACUACGAGAGAAAGGUGUUUCAUGGCUUGUUUGGAAGCCAGGAUCAAAAGAUAGGGAUGUCCGCUUUCAUAGAAAAGAAGAAACCGGGUUGGUCAAACGAAUGA
Letharia columbiana is the source of this 879-nucleotide messenger RNA. RefSeq lists its product as uncharacterized. Lineage: Eukaryota; Fungi; Ascomycota; Lecanoromycetes; Lecanorales; Parmeliaceae. Gene Ontology annotation, molecular function: enoyl-CoA hydratase activity. Gene Ontology annotation, biological process: fatty acid beta-oxidation. Gene Ontology annotation, cellular component: mitochondrion. Bases 1 to 879 code for a protein of 292 amino acids. The transcript has 4 exons. The record is from RefSeq and is a predicted model, not a curated record.